This is a messenger RNA of Hyla sarda, 2655 nucleotides long. RefSeq names its product cholinergic receptor nicotinic alpha 4 subunit (gene CHRNA4). Gene Ontology annotation, cellular component: synapse; neuron projection; postsynaptic membrane. Lineage: Eukaryota; Metazoa; Chordata; Amphibia; Anura; Hylidae. Gene Ontology annotation, molecular function: transmembrane signaling receptor activity; acetylcholine-gated monoatomic cation-selective channel activity. Gene Ontology annotation, biological process: nervous system process; chemical synaptic transmission; signal transduction. Bases 342 to 2207 code for a protein of 621 amino acids. The record is from RefSeq and is a predicted model, not a curated record. The transcript has 6 exons.
UCCUGGCACCUCAUAGAGUCCUGCACACCUCUCCCUACCCUGUGCCCGAGGUGGGCAGGUCUUAGAUUAACAGAGGCAGACUGCUCCUUCUCUGCCAGACACAGCUCUCAACAGAGCAUCAAGGAGCCAGCAGCCUACAUUAACUCUGAGGACCCCUAUAUAGAGGAGCAUGUGAAAUCAGAGUUCUCCCUGCAAGACUCAAGUGACACCACAGCCUAUGGAGCAAGGGGUCAGGAGGGUCCCAUUACACAGUGACUGGAGAAGGUGACACCAGGACUGCCUGCAGGUGUGAACAGCUGCUCUCUCCCUCAUAGGAAACAAUUGCUCCUCUAGUCAAAAUCAUGAAUUUCCAAGGUUCUCUUCUCCUGUGGUUUUGUUUUCUUCUGCCUCCAGCUCUGUGUCACAUCGAGACCCGUGCCCAUGCAGAAGAGAGAUUACUGAAAAAGCUUUUCCUGGGGUACAACAAGUGGUCCCGUCCUGUUGCCAAUAUAUCUGAUGCGGUUCUUGUGCGUUUUGGUCUUUCCAUUGCUCAACUUAUUGAUGUGGAUGAGAAGAACCAGAUGAUGACAACCAAUGUCUGGGUCAAACAGGAAUGGCAUGACUACAAGCUGCGCUGGGACCCCCUGGAAUAUGAGAACGUCACAUCAAUCCGGAUCCCCUCGGAGUUGAUCUGGAGGCCAGACAUCGUCCUGUAUAACAAUGCUGAUGGAGACUUUGCCGUCACCCACCUGACCAAAGCUCAUCUGUUCCACGAUGGCCGUAUAAAAUGGAUGCCUCCUGCCAUUUACAAGAGUUCUUGCAGCAUUGAUGUCACGUUCUUUCCCUUUGACCAACAGAAUUGCACCAUGAAGUUUGGGUCGUGGACUUACGACAGAGCAAAAAUUGACCUUAUUAGCAUGCACAGCCAUGUUGACCAGCUCGACUACUGGGAGAGCGGAGAAUGGGUCAUCGUAAAUGCUGUUGGCAAUUACAACAUCAAAAAGUAUGAGUGCUGCACAGAAAUCUACUCGGACAUCACAUAUUCUUUCAUCAUUCGGCGGCUUCCUCUGUUCUACACUAUUAACCUCAUCAUCCCAUGCCUUCUCAUCUCCUGCUUGACUGUGCUAGUUUUCUACUUGCCCUCAGAGUGCGGAGAGAAGAUCACAUUGUGUAUUUCAGUGCUGCUUUCCCUGACUGUCUUCCUCCUCCUCAUUACAGAGAUCAUCCCAUCUACUUCUCUGGUCAUCCCGUUGAUUGGCGAAUACCUUCUGUUCACUAUGAUCUUUGUUACGCUGUCUAUUAUUAUCACAGUGUUUGUUCUGAAUGUUCAUCACCGCUCUCCUCGCACACACACCAUGCCGGCUUGGGUACGUAGAAUAUUCUUAGAUGUGGUGCCCCGAGUGCUGUUCAUGAAAAGACCAGCAAAAGAUAACUGCAAGAAGCUGAUAGAGUCAUUGCAUGCUCGAAGACUCAGUCCUCCACCUAGGCUGUGGAACGAGACAGAGAUAGAACCAGCCUUCCAGAGUUCAUCAUCGGCCAGUCCCACCAGUCAAAGACCUUCACCUACAUCCUCAUGCUGUCACCAGUUGGAGCAGACCGCUAACACCCAAGUGAUCUGUAAGUCCCCAUCGGGGCAAUACUCAAUGUUGUGUGAAGAGUCAACCCUGACUAGUUGUCCUUCUCCACAAAAUAAGACUCAUCUUCUUGGAGAACCUCAAACCAACCUAAUGCCAAAAGUACGUUCUGUAAGCGUCCAACAGAUGUACACCCCCAAAGAAACCAAUGAAGGGACAAUUCGUUGUCGCUCAAGGAGCAUACAGUAUUGCUACCUUCAUGAGGAUUCCCCUCAGACCAAUGGUCAGUCCAGCGACUCACCAUUGUCUCAGAGAUGCCAUGUUCAUGAAGGACAGCAAGGGAGUCAAAGUUCCCAAUGUAAAUGCCAGCCCAAAACCCAAGAAAAACCAAGUGGUGCCAGUCAAGUGACCAAAACGAUUAGUGCCAAAGAGCAGCAUGUACUCCUAAUGUCCCCGUCUCUCAAGCUGGCCAUAGAAGGUGUCCACUACAUUGCAGACCACCUGAGAGCAGAGGAUGCAGACUUCUCCGUAAAGCAAGAUUGGAAGUAUGUUGCCAUGGUGAUUGACCGGAUCUUCUUAUGGAUGUUCAUCAUUGUUUGCCUAUUGGGAACCGUUGGACUAUUCCUUCCACCGUGGUUAGCCGGAAUGAUAUAACCACAAGGACCCAGGACAACACACAGACAGGAUUUGCUGACUGUGGUUGGGGACUUUGGACUAGGGUGGGAAUAUAGGGGAGCAUGUAUGCAUGGUGUAUGCAGACAGGCUGGACCGGACUCAAGAACAGACUGAGAUACUUAAGAUUUCAGGCAAAACUAGGACAAAGUGAAGGAGAAGGACCAGAGUGCGAAUGCGUGUGACAGUGUCUGUAGUAUAUAAAUAUUUAAUCUUAUGUCUGACUCGCAUGAGUGAGCUCGGAAAGCUCCUGGGGAUACCCUAGGGCAGAAAACCAUUUCAAAGGCGUUCCUUAUGUCUGUGGCCAGGAAUCCUUCAUUAAAUAUUUGCUGUACACAGCUCACUGCACAAAGCAAUGGUGUAUUCUGACCAUGGGCUAACUCUGCUGUUCUGCAGCAGGUAAGUGAAUAAACAUGAAGGGAACUUUCAA